Molecule: messenger RNA, 1497 nt
Organism: Fomitopsis serialis
Lineage: Eukaryota; Fungi; Basidiomycota; Agaricomycetes; Polyporales; Fomitopsidaceae
Product: cytochrome P450 monooxygenase
Exons: 13
Coding region: 1-1497 (498 amino acids)
Molecular function (GO): iron ion binding; heme binding; oxidoreductase activity, acting on paired donors, with incorporation or reduction of molecular oxygen
Source: RefSeq, a predicted model, not a curated record
AUGGAUGCUAUAGUCCUGUUUGUUCAAUGCCUCCUCAUAUUCGGACUAAGCCUGGGGAUAUACCACGCUGUGAAAUGCGUCUUCGUCUCAACUUCCUUGGACAAUAUACCAGGCCCACCGUCGCAGUCGUUUGUCAAAGCGCUUCACACGAUCCUCGUUAAGGAUGGGAGCAUCUGGGAACAAACGCCACACUUCGUUGCUGCGAACGGAGCCCUGUUUGGCCCAGGGCUAUUAGCUACGCUUGGUGAUCAACAUCGGAGGCAGCGCAAAAUGAUUAAUCCUGUCUUUUCUGCUAACCACAUGCGGUUCAUGCUACCGAUGUUCUAUGGCACUGCCCGGAGACUUCGUGACGCUAUCAAAAGCCGUGUCGAGAAUGGGCCGCAAGAGUUAGACAUGGCGAAUUGGAUGGGUCGAACGGCACUAGAGCUCAUCGGGCAAGGCGGUCUCGGCUAUUCUUUCGACAAACUCGUCGACGACAAGAAAUAUGUGUUGGCUGAAUCCAUGAAACGAAUGUUCCCGAGUGUCUCCAAGCUCGGGGUGCUGCCACUGUUCCUACCUCAGCUGCGGGCUAUCGUACCCGCUGGAUUGCGAGGUCCUUUGGCCAGCAUCGUACCGAUUGCAGCUGCACGUGAUAUGAAGUACAAUUCGGACUUCGUGGCGCAGAAGAUGCAGGACAUAUACGAUUCAAAGAAGCGUGCCUUGCAGCAAGGCGAUGAAGCCGUCGCAGAACAGAUCGGACAAGGGAAGGAUAUCAUGAUGAAAGCGAACAUGCAUGCAACAGAGAAAGACGGUCUAUCAGAGUACGAGUUGGUCUCACAGAUGUCCAUCUUGGUUUUGGCGGCCAUGGACACGACAUCCAAUACCUUGUCGCGGAUCUUGCUCAUUCUCGCUGAGCGUCCGGACGUCCAGCAGCGUCUGCGUGCGGAGGUCAUCGAGGCCUCCCAAGGCGAGGAUUUAUCGUACGACCGUCUCAUGCAACUGCCGUUCCUCGAUGCCGUGUGUCGAGAAACUCUGCGUCUGUAUCCUCCCUUGCAAUGGUCAGGCAGAGUAGCGACACAGAACACUGUCGUGCCGGUCUCAAACCCAAUCCGUGGAAUCGAUGGCAAGCUAAUCACCCAAAUGGUGGUACCGAAGGGCACCGAGGUUCUCCUUGGUGUGAUUGGCUGCAACACGAGCAAGGCAUUCUGGGGUGAAGACGCAUUGGAUUGGAAGCCGGAGCGUUGGUUAGCGCCGCUUCCGGAAUCCGUGACCAAAGCGGGCCUGCCUGGUGUAACGGCGAACCUGAUGUCCUUCCUCGGCGGAAGACGGGCUUGCAUCGGUUUCAUGUUCGCCGAGAUGGAGAUGAAGGUCGUGUUGGUCGCAUUGCUGCAGAGCUUCGUCUUUUCCCCCUCCGAUACACAGGUUCUUUGGAUCCCGUCCCCAGUUUUCUAUCCAGCAGUCAAUGAGGACCGGACGACUCCGCGGAUGCCACUCCAAGUCUCUGCAUACCACCAGUAG